AUGGCCAUCAGCGACGUCCUUGGUGAAAUCAACCAGAAUCUUGGGCGGGGGAAGGAGUGGUUCCAGCGGCAGUCGCGGACACGCCAAGUAGCGCUUGUCGCUGCUAUUGUCGUCGUGGCUAUCGCUGGCGUCCUUGCUAUCAUUUUCCAUAAACGGCUCGUCCACUUCCUCCGCGAUGUCGCCGUGUGGUGGCAGGACUUCAAGUGGGGUAAAGUGGUAUUGUGGAUACUCGUAUUUUUUGUCGGGUUCCCUCCAUUGAUUGGCUACCUGGCGUUGCUGGUGUUAUGCGGCAUGGUGUAUGGGUUUCCAUGGGGGUGGCCGCUCUUGGCGUCGGCCCUGAUCAUGGGAUCGUUCGCCCUGUUUUUGCUCUUCCGCUAUAUCCUUCAUAACCAAGCGGUGUACCUUGCCAGCCACAAUGAGAAGUUCCGGGCGUUCUCGGAGAUUUUGCACGAGAACAACUCUUUAUGGCUCUUGACGCUCAUCCGCUUGUGCCCCUUACCUUAUUCGCUUUCCAAUGGUGCGCUUCUGGCAAUUCCUGAGUUGUCGCCUGUGACAUUUUUGUUAGCUCUGACAAUUACGUCGCCGAAGCUUUUGAUCCAUCUUUUCGUAGGAUCAAAGCUCAAAGACUUGGGCGAUGAUUCCAAGCUGGGCCUGACUAAACUUGUCGACAUUUUAAGUAUUGUCAUCACCAUCGCAGCAGCGGCGCUUACCACCUAUGUCAUUUACUCGAAAAUGAAGCAGAAGCUUACCCAAUAUGAGCGUAACGGCGACAACUACGAUAACAUGAUCUUUGGAAACUUUGAUGAAGAACUGAAUAUCGAGCUUCAUCUGAAUGACUACGACGCCGACAAUUUUGUCAUCGACGAGGAUGAUAUUGAGGCCCGUCGGAGUGAGCAGCGAGAACGUCACGAUAUUGAAGAUUUUGAGAUAAGUGAUGACGAAGACAUUCGAUUGUAA
Messenger RNA from Diutina rugosa, 957 nucleotides. RefSeq lists its product as uncharacterized. The transcript has a single exon. Gene Ontology annotation, biological process: vesicle-mediated transport; mitotic spindle elongation. Gene Ontology annotation, cellular component: Golgi membrane. The record is from RefSeq and is a predicted model, not a curated record. Bases 1 to 957 code for a protein of 318 amino acids. NCBI's taxonomy places the organism in Eukaryota, Fungi, Ascomycota, Pichiomycetes, Serinales, Debaryomycetaceae.